Messenger RNA from Cataglyphis hispanica, 3600 nucleotides. It is a transcript of the gene Myo31DF, whose product is annotated as unconventional myosin ID. Gene Ontology annotation, molecular function: ATP binding; microfilament motor activity; actin filament binding. Gene Ontology annotation, cellular component: vesicle; actin cytoskeleton; plasma membrane. The record is from RefSeq and is a predicted model, not a curated record. The transcript has 15 exons. Lineage: Eukaryota; Metazoa; Arthropoda; Insecta; Hymenoptera; Formicidae. Gene Ontology annotation, biological process: actin filament organization; vesicle transport along actin filament. The coding region runs from base 112 to 3165 and encodes 1017 amino acids.
CAACCAACCGUCAGUGCGCGCGGAUCGGUCGCGCGCGGUGGUUGGUUGUGUGAGUUAACCUGGUGGAUCUGCGUGGUGAGCGUCGCGUGUGCGCGUGUAAAAUAAAGCGAGAUGGCGAACACCGACGACGUCGGCAUCGGCGAUUUCGUGCUGCUGGACGAGAUUACGGUUGAACGCGUGGUGCAGAAUCUCAAGACAAGAUUUAACGCAGGGAAAAUUUACACGUACAUCGGCGAAGUAUGCGUUAGCGUGAAUCCGUACAGAAGCACCAACAUCUACGAUGUGGAUCAAAUUAAUAAGUACAAAGGUAGAGAGCUAUUUGAAAAUCCGCCGCACAUCUUUGCGAUCGCGGAUGCGGUUCAUAAAGAGAUGAAGCAACAGGGUAGGGACACAUGUAUAGUAAUAAGCGGCGAAUCAGGAUCCGGUAAAACAGAAACUAGCAAAAUCAUUAUGAAAUAUAUCGCCGCCGUGACGAAUCUAAGCGGACAGCAAGAAAUCGAGAGGGUAAAGAAUAUUCUCAUUCAAUCGAAUUCGAUAUUGGAAGCGUUUGGCAACGCCAAGACAAACAGGAAUGACAACUCGUCACGGUUCGGAAAGUAUAUGGAUAUCAAUUUCGAUUUCAAGGGAGACCCCGUGGGAGGUCACGUGACUAAUUAUCUUCUAGAGAAAUCGCGGGUGGUUUAUCAGCAAAAGGGAGAACGCAACUUUCAUUGCUUCUAUCAGUUACUAAAUGGUUGCAGCGAGACCGAAUUGAACAAGCUACGUUUGGUCCGCGACCCGGCCGCAUAUUAUUUUGUCGGCAAUGGAAAUAAUAAUAAAACGACAAUCUCCGACAGAAGCGACUAUAAAGCCGUUUGCACUGCCAUGUCUAUCCUGGGAUUUUCUCCGAAUGAGGUGCAGACCAUAUGGAAUAUCGUCGCUGGUAUUUUGCAUUUGGGUAAUGUCACCUUUAGGUUGGACGACGAUAAGCUUAUAAUUGAGAAUAAUAGCGCUUUAAGUGACACGGCCAACUUGUUUUCCAUAAACUCGAAAGAUCUGAGCACUGCUCUUUCACAGAGAGUCAUAGCAGCAGGUGGAGAAGUCAUGCAGAAAACUCAUACUUUAAUAGAAGCUGAGUAUGGCCGAGACGCUCUGGCAAAAGCUAUAUAUGAGCGAUUAUUUACAUGGAUAGUGUCGCGAGUAAAUGAUUCGAUCAACGUGAAUGAUAACAAUAGGGUGAAGAGAUACGGAACGUUGAUCGGCGUGCUAGACAUCUAUGGCUUUGAAAUCUUUGACAUGAAUAGUUUUGAGCAGUUUUGCAUCAAUUAUUGUAACGAAAAACUGCAACAGCUCUUUAUUGAGUUGGUACUGAAACAAGAGCAAGAAGAGUAUCAGAGGGAAGGGAUUGCUUGGCAAAACAUUGAAUAUUUCAACAAUCAGAUUAUCUGCGAUUUAGUUGAACAAGCUCAUAAGGGAAUUAUAGCAAUCAUGGAUGAAGCUUGUCUUAAUGUCGGGAAAGUCACUGACGAGAUGCUUCUCAAUGCAAUGGAUAAAAAACUAGCAGACCAUAAACACUAUAGCUCUCGACAAUUAAAACCAAUGGAUAAAGAAUUAGAACACAGAACAGAGUUCAAAAUCAAACAUUAUGCUGGCGAUGUGGUUUACAAUAUCAAUGGCUUUCUCGAUAAAAACAAAGACACGCUCUUUCAAGACUUUAAACGCUUGCUCUAUAAAAGCAAUAAUUCCAUAAUCAGUAAAAUGUGGCCUGAAGGUGCCCAAAAUAUUUUGAAGACGACGAAGAGGCCUUUAACUGCUGGCACAUUGUUCCGCAAUUCUAUGAUUGCACUGGUGAAGAAUUUAGCAAGUAAGGAACCAUUUUAUGUCAGGUGUAUAAAACCUAAUGAAGUGAAGUCUCCUGUUGUAUUCGACGACGAGAGAGUAAACCAUCAAGUGAGAUAUUUGGGACUCUUAGAGAAUAUAUUGGUAAGACGAGCUGGUUUUGUAUACAGGCAACGAUACGACAGAUUCCUGAAAAGAUACAAAAUGAUAUCACAAUACACAUGGCCAAACUUCCGAGGUGGUAACGACAAGGACGGUGUACGCACAUUGAUGGAAGAGAAAAAUUUCUCAAAUGACGUUAAGUAUGGUCACACGAAGAUAUUUAUUCGUUCGCCGCAAACUCUAUUUGCGUUAGAAAAGGCUCGCAGCGACUUAAUACCGGGUAUCGUAGUCCUGCUGCAAAAGCAAUGGCGAGGGUAUCUCUGUCGUCAAAAGUACAAGAAGAUGAAGGCUGCAUUAAUUUUGAUAGAUCACUAUAGAAGAUACAAACGACGCGUUUAUAUCAAUGAGCUCGAACGAACAUUCAGAAAUGCCAAGAACAUGCAGAAUUAUGGCAAACAUUUACCGUGGCCGCGCGAAAAUUUCGCUGUAAGACAUGUGAUGCCCGCUUUGAAAAAUAUGUAUGCGAGAUGGCGGGCGUGGAUGGUGCUCAGAGUAAUUCCUCGGGAAGAUUGGCCUCAACUACGAUUGAAGAUGGCAGCGGGUGCUGUGUUGCGUUCUAAGAGAUCUUACUGGGGCCAGGACCGUCGUUGGGAAGGAAACUACUUAUCUAAACCAGACGAGAAUCCUCAGAGCGAUAUCUUCAAUUCCUCGAUAAACAACCUUCGGAACACUGAUCAUUUCAAGACUGUUUUAUUCAGCGCAUUUAUCAGGAAAACCAACAGGUUUAACAAGCCAGCAGAUCGCGUUUUAGUGGUGACAGAACAUGCUGUAUACAAGCUGGACGACGUGAAAUUUAAAAGCAUGAAGAAAGGCAUGCCAAUCGCGGAAAUCACUGGUCUCAGCGUUUCACCGGGGAAGGAUCAGUUUAUCGCGAUACAUUCGAAUCGCGGAAAUGAUUUUAUUCUAUCCAUCAGUGCCAAAGAUGAUAGGAUCGGAGAACUAGUUGGCAUACUAAGCAACCGAUACUAUCAAUUGCGCGGCGCCGAUUUACACGUAACAGUCGACAUCAAGUUUAAGUGCAUGCUAGGCAAUAAGAGUAGAUUGCUACGCAUUGAGGUGAUGCCCGACGUGAAUGAGCCUACAUUCAGGAAAGACGGUAAUCAAAUUAUUUAUGCCAUUCCACCAUCGGUGAGCAUCAUUGACGGUGGCACUAAUACUAGACAACAAAUUCGCACGGCCAGUUAAAAUCUGACAAGCUAUUCGAAGUGCUGUACUAUGUAUCGGAUAUAUUUUGUAAUAAUAUAUAUGUAGAUCAUAAACACAUAUUGCGCGCCAUAAUAUCAUUGUUCAGAAAAUCCGCUCAACAAUUUCACGAUACAUCAAAUUUCGCAUUUGAAAGUUUUCCCAGUUAAAUCGAUUGUUCCACAAUAUAUUUUUCUGCAAUAUUAAUAUUAAUCAUGUUAUGACAUAUAUAGGUGUAAUUUUAUUAUGAUAAAAUGCAAUUAAAAAUCAAAUCAAUGUUUGCAUUUAUUACGUAAUUAGUUCAAAUUAAAUAUAAUAAAAAAUUAAAGAAAUAUUAACAUUUUUUUUUUUAAAUUAAAUGCUAAAAAGUUUGAAACUUUAUCAACUUUUCUAUGCCUGCAUAAUAAACGUGUCCAAAAUAUGCAAAAAAAAAAAAAA